This is a messenger RNA of Neolamprologus brichardi, 2351 nucleotides long. It is a transcript of the gene castor1, whose product is annotated as cytosolic arginine sensor for mTORC1 subunit 1. Gene Ontology annotation, molecular function: arginine binding. Lineage: Eukaryota; Metazoa; Chordata; Actinopteri; Cichliformes; Cichlidae. The record is from RefSeq and is a predicted model, not a curated record. Gene Ontology annotation, biological process: negative regulation of TORC1 signaling.
AUUAUGAGAAUAUUUGAUGGCUUUUAUUUUUAAAAACAAAACCGGAAGUUGUCACAGCUUGUUUCACAUACACACCCUGCGUGCAUGUGCCAAGCAUCGGCAUAAACCUGUAGCUUUAAGAGGAGGGGGCGUGUCUUUUCUAGGGCUGUCCCUUUAUUUGAAUAUACAGUAGUUAAGCGGGGCUGGCGUCUGGUUGCGUCGCAUGUUUUUCUCUUUUCUGAGAGAAGCACCAGCGUGACGUGGGUUUUUUUAGUCGGCGGAAAUACUCAUGACCUAUGUCUCUUUAACAUUUGAAUGAUAUCAUCCAGCUAGGAAGGCGUCUUCUCCGCCGCAUGCAGAAACAGAGCAGUGGAGAGGAACUGCUCGCAACCAGGAAUAUGGACUUGCACAUAUUGGACCACAGGCUGAGGGUCACCAGUAUAUCCAAGAAUGGUCUGGUGAAUUUCACACACCCACUGAUAAAGCUGAUAUUUCUCCGGAACAGGACACGAUGCAAGUUCUUUAGUCUGACUGAGACUCCAGAGAACUACACAGUUGUCCUUGACGAGGAAGGAUUCAAAGAGCUGCGGCCCUCUGAGCACCUCCAGGUAGAGAGCGCCAUCUGGCUGCCACUCAACGUGGUCUCUAAUGGCAGUGCCUCCAGCAGCUCUCAGGCUGUUGGCGUGACUAAGAUUGCCAAGUCGGUCAUUGCACCCCUUGCCCAGCAGCAUGUCUCUGUUUUCAUGCUCUCCACUUAUCAGACUGACUUUAUCCUGGUGAAAGAGAAAGACCUGUCUGUGGUCGUCAGCACACUAGAGGAGGAGUUCAACAUCUAUAAGGAGGAGGGAGGAGAGUCUGUUCCUGUGCAUUGUCAGGAUGUUUCCAACGGCCUCCACAAGAACGGCAGAGAAGCCAUUCAGCCUACAGUUCACCCGGUUCUGAUCCCAAAGAACCAGUUUUGUGUCAUGUCCCUGGAUCCCGAUACACUGCCGUCCAUUGCCACUACACUCAUCGAUGUUCUCUUUUAUUCCAGCAGUCCUAAAGAGGACCCCCAGCCAAGUCCAAGCCAGGAUUGUGUUAAAUUCUUCUCCUUCUCCCUCAUCGAUGGAUACAUCUCACUGGUGAUGGACACUGAGGCUCAGAGACAGUUUCCGGCCGAUCUUCUCUUUACCAGCUCUUCCGGGGAGCUGUGGAGAAUGGUUCGCAUAGGAGGACAACCGCUGGGUUUCGAUGAAUGUGGUAUAGUUGCCCAGAUAUCGCAGCCUCUCGCCGACAGUGACAUCUCUGCCUAUUACAUAAGCACCUUCAGCUUUGACCAUGCUCUGGUCCCUGAAGAGGACAUAGUCAGUGUGACAGACAUGCUUCAGCACCAGAGGAACGAACCAGCCACCAGCUGAUUUCUGAAGGACUGAUAGUUCUUGAUGAUCUUGGUUCUUUAUGUCCUCUUGCUCCAGUUCUAACAGCUAGAGGUGGCAGGCCAGCAGAGAAGGAGACUAACUCUGUGCCUAGAUUAGGACUGCAUUGCCAGCAGUAUUAACUACUACAAAUUUGCCAUGAACACCGCAAGCGCUUUUCUGUGGUGCGUGCACACAGUUUGUAUGCGAGGCCUCCUGUUAUACCUGUCAAGGCAGGAUGCACAGGAUGAGCCUUAGGGGGUCCUCAAGCUGACAAAUGCACAUCACAGUACACAAACACUUGAAAACGGACACAACCACACUUUAGCAUUCAGUUUCACAAGCUGAAAUUGGCUUGAGCGUGUAUAAUAGACAUGUAUGGUCAGAAGAUGAAUUGUUAUUAAGAAUUGUUUUGCAGCAUAGACCAGAAUACACUCAACACACAUCUUAGUCUUCCAGUGUGGUGUUACAUUAUAAUAUCAUGUCAAAGCAACAGUUGUUUUGUUUGUGAGGGAUUUUUUUUUCUUCUUUUUUUCAUUUAAAGACCAUUUGCAAGUAUUGCUGUUUUCAUUUGUGUUCAACUGGAAGUGUGUAGCUUGAAACGCAACGCGGUGACAAACAAUCGUUUGUAAUUAUCAUGCAAAAAUACAACUGAGAAUUUUUGGUUUUGACAACAGAGCUCACUUGUUCUGGUUUGAGAAGAAAUAUGUUGAUUCUUGUGUCAAAACUACCACAAUCUCUGUAGGGGGUGACCAUUUCUCCUUUUUUUAAAAAAAUAAAUAAAUAAUGGGUCAGCAUUUCUUAACCUGAGGUCAAUAACACUAUGUCUUAUUUUUUGUUUUUGUUUUUUUUGCACAAUAAACUUUGUAUCUAGCUAAUAUCACUUAGAUCGUUUUUCGGUGGUACAAAUGCAUUUUAUACAAUUUGAAGUAAAAUUCUUUUUGUGCUGCUUCAGUUAAUAAAAGUUCUUCAAAAUAA